Molecule: messenger RNA, 2740 nt
Organism: Nymphaea colorata (pocket water lily)
Lineage: Eukaryota; Viridiplantae; Streptophyta; Magnoliopsida; Nymphaeales; Nymphaeaceae
Product: endochitinase A1-like
Exons: 5
Coding region: 675-2411 (578 amino acids)
Biological process (GO): cortical microtubule organization
Cellular component (GO): cortical microtubule
Source: RefSeq, a predicted model, not a curated record
UGACAGUAAGCAAUUGCGAGAAAGAGCCUUGCUUGGAAGAGCAGCAAGAUGGUGGUCUUUGGACUCAAGUUUCCGGAGGUGGCGCCGCCACCACCACUGUUCACCAAACCUCCCGUAUGACUAUGGCCAUGGCCCAUGCCAUCUUUCGGAAACGAGAGCCAAGAGAUAGCAGCCAGCUGAAGUUUGAAGGCAUGGAGACCGAAGUGGGGGGGGCACCUCGGCCUCUUUCGUUGGAGACUAAGAAAGUGGCACUUUUGGGAAAUCACCUCCCCAUGCCAUAAAAUACAAAUAAAAGGAGGACGCUUGAUUUUGAAUGACUGCGGAUUCAGUAAAAAGAAAUGGUUUUCUGGUGAUUUGAAACAGGUGGGAGAAACGGAGUUCGUAUUUUCAGAACGGGAGGGAAGAGCGGGGGGAAGGGGGCCCACUUCGCUAACCCUCUCGCUCGCUCGCAAUCGGGGAGGGAGAAGGCUCCAGACUCCACAGGAGGAGGAGGAGGGAAAGCGCAAAACUCUUCGUUCCUUCCCCCAUCACUCGCUCUCUCUUUCUCUGCCGCGUCUCGUGUUCGAUGGUUGUUGAUCACUUCUAACGGUUGUCCGAGAAACGUUUGGCGAAGAGGCGACGCGGAAAUGGUCGCGGGCUCCAGGAUUUUCUAGCGGUUGUUGCGAUCUUCGGCAAUGAAUCGUGGUUUCAGAGCUCCAGACUCGAAAAUGCCGGGGCCUUUGCAUCACAGACCGGGGAUGAAACUCGGAAGCAUCUUGAAGGAGAAGGAAGAAGAACUGUCUUUGUUCCUUGAGCUGCGGAAACGCGAGAAGGAGAGAACCAACAUGCUUCUUCGCAACGCGGACGAGUUUCCCUCUUUAGCUUCAAAAUCAGGGGGUUCACCCAUUUUCAAGGUAGCAACGGCAACAGCUUCACGCAAGGUUGGAUCCGAUGACUUCCUGAACUCAGAUUCAGAGAAAAACGACUACGAUUGGCUACUUACACCACCUGGAACACCUCUUUUUCCUUCUCUGGAAAAGGAAUCACAUGCAUGUUCAGUUGGUCAAAUUGGGACACCAAAAGCUCGUCCAACUGUGCUUAAAUCUAGAUUAUCUGUUCCUCAGUCUGAAACAGCUCCAAGGGGAAAUCCAUUAUCAAGGCAGCCCAUCUCAACCUCAGCCUUGAACACAUCAAGCACUUCUCUCCGAAGACCCAUUUCAACUGCAAUCGCUAGUUUAACCACUUCUCGGCCAUCUGUAACCACAAGUUCUGCAGUGUCCCGACCAUCUGGAACCACAAAUUCGACAGCAUCUAGGCCAUCGACACCAACUGGACGGUCCACACUACCAGCAGCUUCUAAGCCCUCCAGGGCUUCCACUCCAACCUCAAGGGCAACCUUACCUUCCACGAAACCCGUUGCUGCUUCUGGAAGACCUGCCACACCUUCUGCUAGAUCGUCCACUCCAACAGCCAGGCCUACACUGUCAGCUUCUAAGUCAUCAUCAAGGCCAUCUACCCCCACAAGGCGGCCAUCAACACCAUCCGCUGUAUGUAGUAAUCCUGGACCACCUAGUCGUUCAACUUCUGGUGCUAAGUCGAGCACUGCAUCAAGGAAUGCUGCAUCCUCACGUGGUACUUCUCCUACAGUCAGAUCCAGACCCUGGCAACCUUCAGAGAUGCCUGGUUUCUCGUUGGAUGCUCCACCAAAUUUGAGGACGUCAAUGCCUGAAAGGCCUGUUUCUGCCUCUAGAGGUAGGCCUGUUGCCCCAAAUGCCCUCAAAUCUGGUUCUUCUGAGGGUGGUUCAAAUGGUAAACCAAGAAGGCAAUCAUGCUCUCCUACUGGUUUGAGAGGGAGGGUUCCAAGCACCGGUAAUCAGAGCAAUGGAAGCUUAACUACAUCAAGUCGAUUGCGUUCUGAUAAUGGUGAUAAUGUUAGCCCUGUUGUAAUUGGGAGCAAGAUGGUUGAAAGAGUAAUUAAUCUGCGAAGAUUGGCACCUCCUAGGCAGGACAAUUUACGAUCUUCCCCAAAUAAUCCCUUAGGAAAGUCGGCUUCUCCUGAUAGCACAGGCUUUGGCAGGACACUUUCAAAGAAAUCACUGGACAUGGCCCUGAGGCACAUGGACAUUCGGCGUAGUAUCCCUGGGAGCUUAAGGCCUCUUAUGACCAAUGUUCCUGCUUCCUCUAUGUAUAGUGUCAGAUCUGGGCCUGCGAGAAGCAGACCUAUCAGCAUUUCAGAUUCACCUCUUGCUACAAGCAGCAAUGCUAGUUCAGAGCAGAGUGUUAGCAACAGUAACCUUUGCUUGGAUGUGAGCGAAGUUGAGGAUGACGAUUUAAGCAGUGAAAAAGGGUUUCGAUCAUCCCCGGCAGGUCUAUCUGGCAGAAGUGGCAAUGGGAGCACUAAUUGGCUUGUCUGCUCUGAAAAUCAUGUUUGACAUCCAUCCAAAGCCCCUCUCGAAUCCUGGAAGGCAUGUGUUAUAUAUUCAUAUGUGAUGGGUUUGAUUGGAUAUCUCCAUGUUGAGGACUAUGUGGAGUCCUUUUGUCUGUACCAAAGGCAGUUUAGCUGCUUGUUUAUGUAUUUGCGGGCACCUUUUAUGCUAAGAUGUGGUUUACGCUCUAUCGUUUCUGCGGAAGGGUGAGCCUGCAAAUGGGGUUUAUAUUAUUACAUAUGCUAGACAUUGUAACUUUUCUCGUCAUCUUAUUGAUCGUUCAAUGCCCCAUUAUUCGUACAUAAAUUCUGAAGAAAGAAUCUUUUCUGCUGACC